Paramecium pentaurelia is the source of this 1504-nucleotide messenger RNA. The record is from the annotation of a GenBank genome assembly. Lineage: Eukaryota; Ciliophora; Oligohymenophorea; Peniculida; Parameciidae.
AUGAAUAAAUAUUAGCUUAGUUUCAAAGAUAAAGAGAUAGAGCAAAUGUAUUAGACUAAGUAGCAUAAUGAAUUAAGAAUAUUAACUCUUAAUAUUAUUUCAAUAGGUCUCUUUGUUAAUUAUUUUGUCAUCUCCUUGAAUUCUGUGAUAAUGAAUAGAUUUGACUUUCUAUUGUGGAAAUUAAUAAUGAUGGCUUACAUGUUGGUCCAAUACUAUACAGUGAAUAAAUAUCCUAAACUAUUAAGAUUGGCAUUUAUUCUUACAAAUCAUCUGAAUAGUGUUUUAUAUAUAUUUGCAUCAGAUGAUCAAUAUACCCAUGAAUUUGAUAUCAUAAAAGGUGCAAAUUAAAUGGGAAUGGAAAUUAUAAUAGUAUUAUCAGGUGAAUUUAUAGAUGCAGUUUUCUCAAUUUUAAGUUUAAAUCUCAUAAGAGUCAUCUAUGGUAUUGUACAUAGUGAUAUAUAAUUUUAUGUACCUCAUGUCACUACUGUAAUACUCAUUAUUUAUUUUGUAUAUUUCUUCUACAAAUUUCAUUAUGCUAGGAGAUCCUAAUUUUUAUUAACUCUAAUAGACUCAUAAUGGGAUAAUAUUUUAGCCAACUUAAUAUAGAAACAGUCUUAUGUAAUUUUUACAUUUGAAGAAGACUAAUUACACUACUCAAUUAAAUAAAUCAAUAAUUGUGGUCAAUUCUUCUUUUAAAAUUAAGACGUUUUUUCAUUUUUAAGGGAAUCUAAUUACAAAGGAAAAACAGUAGAGUCAAUUAUUUUGUAGGAUAUUAAAUUAUUUCAAAUCAAUCAUUAAAAAAGAAUGAAUAUUGAUCUCAUAUGUUAAUUUCAUAAAGAAAUAUUUCAUAUCUAAUAUUCAAUAUAUUCAGGAUAGAAUCCAACAAUUUUAAUUAUUUUCAAAUAACAUAGUAUGUAAAAAAGAAAGAAUAAAUUAAUCAAUUUUGACUAAACAUACAAUCAUUUUGUAACAUUAUUUCUUAAGGUCUUAAAUAAUGUCACUCCAAUCUAACCAAAGUAUUAGGAGUAUGUACAAAUUAAAAGAUAAUUAUUUGUCUUUAAAUUAUUAAAUUUUAUUCAAGAAAGAUAAUUCAAUUAAAAAUUAGUCAAUUUAAGUUAAAAUUUGGCAAGUAUGGCAUCAUUAUUUCCUGAAAAGAAAAUAUUUUAUGAAAAUAUUGAAAGUUCUCAUUAAAUUAAAACAAUAUCAAAUAUUUUAUUUUUUUUCUAAAUGAUAGUUUUGGAAAAUUCUAUUGGUAGAGGAGUCAAAAUCCAAUAUAAACUUUAAGAGUAAAUUUAUACUCUUAUUUUUUUGGGUAAUUUCAAUUUUAAUAGACUUAAAUUUGUUGUCUCAAAAUUAUAAUACCCUUUAAAAAUGAUAUUUUAUAAAUUCAAUAUUACAGCUUAAAGUAAGUAUUAUUAUUAAUUUAGAAAUUACUGCAGAAUUUCAUUAAGAACCAUUAAUACCAUUUACAAGAUUACAUGUUAAUAAAUAUCAUUGUAAUUGA